Ambispora leptoticha is the source of this 189-nucleotide messenger RNA. NCBI's taxonomy places the organism in Eukaryota, Fungi, Glomeromycota, Glomeromycetes, Archaeosporales, Ambisporaceae. The record is from the annotation of a GenBank genome assembly.
AUGUUAGGUAGUGGAUUAGUUGAGGAUGAAAAUGUGGCUGUAAGACGUAUGGCAGAAUAUCUUGAAAUCGAGCUUGCAGCUAAUAACUUGCAUCAUAUUAUGCGAGUUGUUGAUAAUACAAACCAUUUGUUCACAAUAUUAGAUGACAUUGAGACAAUGCAACGUAGAUGGCUACGUGAUCCAACAUGA